AUGGCAUCAGCGCCUCCCGCCGCUGGGCAGGCUGAGAUCCCCGAGAGCGCCAAAGCAGUCACAGACGGGGCCAGGUCAGCUCAGGCCACGACAGAGGCCGCGCCCAAGAAGAAGAGCAAGAGCCGGCGGGGGCUGAAGGAGCACGAGACUCUUGACGAUGAGGUGGAACAAGAGGACCAGGAGGAUCAGGAGGACCAGGAAGGGAGCAGCUCGGACGAUGAAGAGACAGACAUCGGGAAGCGCAAGAAGAGCUACCCGGAGAAUGAGAGCAUGAGCAAAGACGAGGUGAAGGAGCGCUCGCCUCUGGGACGCUUCGUGCGCUUCAACCGGAAGCUGGGCUCUGGUUCCUACAAGGUGGUGUACCUUGGCUUUGACAACGACACAGGCAUGGAGGUAGCUUGGAACAUCAUCUCCUUCCAACACAUGGAGAAGCGUGUGGCCUAG
Effrenium voratum is the source of this 444-nucleotide messenger RNA. The record is from the annotation of a GenBank genome assembly. NCBI's taxonomy places the organism in Eukaryota, Dinophyceae, Suessiales, Symbiodiniaceae.